AUGAUUGAGUCACUCUUCACUUGGCUCUCCCACUUUUUGAACUGGCGGUCCUGCCUAAUCAUCUUUGUCCUCAUGAAUCUCAAGAGUAUUCCGCUAUCAUGGCAUCUCAGAGCACUCUACCAUUUUCUCCGCCAUCACCCCGGCAAGCCAUAUUCAAAUGCCUCUCCAGUCACAUCCUCAGAUGUAAAACCUCAGUCGACACCAGCGGCAACUAAGCUCCUCUUUGGCACUGUAACAAUAACAACCCAAUCCCCAAUGCUCGAGGCCGAUUUCAACUGGCACAAAAGCAACAGCACAUACUUUAGCGAUCUCGACAUCUCGCGACUCGUUCUCAUGACACGCGUGUAUUUCGGCGGCUUCUCAGUCAUCAGUCGCGAACUUGCCUCCGAAGGGCACACAGGACGGAUGAGUUUCACACUUGGAAGUGUGUACUGCUCUUUUCGCCGGCCGCUGAGACCAUAUGAUUCGUAUGCAGUGAGCAGUAAGGUCUUGGCAUGGGAUCGAAAAUGGCUGUACAUUAUCAGCUGGUUUGAGCGAAAGGGAAGCAGUGGGGUUAUUGCGACUGCGGUAAGCAAGUAUGUUUGUAAGAAGGGGAGGUUUACUGUUCCACCUGAACGGCUGUUGAGGGCUUCCGGGCUUUUGCCAUCCAAGGGACAUUUUGCCCGAUCGGAUGUCAAUAAGAAGAGUGGAGAAAGAACAACGGGGGCUCGAACUACAGAAGAACCGCAAUGUGAAAAGGGAGGCGAGCGAGUGGCUUCUGUGAUUUCAAAGGACGAGGAACAAUGGGAGAGUGAAAUUGAAACUGAGCGUGUUCGUGGCCUGGAGUCUGUGAAGAGCUUUAUUGAUUUAGAUGAUAUAUCCUUCUCGGAGGUAGCGAAGAUACUUCAGUCUUGA
Messenger RNA from Hyaloscypha bicolor E, 894 nucleotides. RefSeq lists its product as uncharacterized. The transcript has a single exon. Bases 1 to 894 code for a protein of 297 amino acids. The record is from RefSeq and is a predicted model, not a curated record. Lineage: Eukaryota; Fungi; Ascomycota; Leotiomycetes; Helotiales; Hyaloscyphaceae.